Molecule: messenger RNA, 1615 nt
Organism: Centruroides sculpturatus (bark scorpion)
Lineage: Eukaryota; Metazoa; Arthropoda; Arachnida; Scorpiones; Buthidae
Product: disintegrin and metalloproteinase domain-containing protein 10-like
Exons: 3
Coding region: 25-1407 (460 amino acids)
Biological process (GO): membrane protein ectodomain proteolysis; Notch signaling pathway
Cellular component (GO): plasma membrane
Molecular function (GO): metalloendopeptidase activity
Source: RefSeq, a predicted model, not a curated record
AAGCGUGGUAAAAUCAUCGCCCAAAUGCUUUUAUUUAUUAAGAUAGCCGAUUCCAUAUUCCGAAAUACUGAUUUCGAUGGAGACGGUUUGAGAAAUGACGUUGCAUUCACUGUUGACAAAAUUACUAUACUCGAAAGUAAAAAUGAUUCCGAACUACUCUUCGGCACAGAGACUAAUGACUACAAAAUAUUUCUACAGAACUUAUCCAAGUAUCGUCAUCCGUAUUGUAUGUUAAUCUGCUUCAGUCACAGAGAUUUCUGGAAUUACUCGCAAUGCGCAGUUUCCAAAGUCAACAAGAUUGGAGGAAUCUGUUCUGAUUCCAAAGCAUCGGAAAGUAUGGAUAACGUCGGUUUUAUUAGCAAUUUAGAAAAUAAUGAAAUUAUUCCGAGAUUUAGAAUACCGUUAAAUUUAGUUCAUCAAUUGGGACACGCAUUCGGUUGUCACCACGAUCCCGAAAAUAAUCGAUUUUGUAGUCCCGGAGAUAUCGAUCCGAAACAAGGCAAUUAUAUCAUGCACCCGAAUAUAUCUUAUGGUGUGUUUCAAAAUAAUUGGCAGUUUUCUACUUGUUGCAAAAAUACGAUAAAGAAUUUCUUUAGAACAUCAAGAAUAAAGAAUUGUCUAAUGAGAAGAGAAUUAUCGACUUGUGGAAAUGGAAUCGUAGAAGAAGGAGAAUCGUGCGACUGCGAUUCUUCGGCAGAAAACUGUACAGCUGUUGAAAAAUGUUGUACACUUAGUGUACAAUCAUCGCGGUGUACAGUGAGAGAGGGAAUGACUUGUUCUCCUAGUAAAGGACAAUGCUGCGACGAUAAUUGUAAUAUUAUUGAAUCUGACAGAAAACGGAGGUGUUUCAGUAAUAUGGAAUGCUUUAACGUUACCACAAUUUGCGAUGGAGUUUCUGCAUUUUGUUCUGCAGUGAAACAACCGGAUGGUACGCCUUGCAGACAAAAUUCUGGAACGUGUAAUAAAGGACUAUGCAACAGCAACGUCUGUCGCGAUCACAAUAUGAAACUUUGCCAAUGUAAGAGCAGUCGUUUCGAAUGUCACAUUUGCUGUAGGAAUGAAACGAGUAGGUGCCAAACUGCUAAAGACUUGCAGUUUUUUCCAUCCAAGAACGAAUUCUACGUGAAAAUGCCUGGAACUUUUUGUAAUAACGAACACGGGCUGUGUACUAGAAAUGGAUCUUGCGUACGCAAAACAUUAUGGAGUAUGUAUGACAUUUGGAAUUAUCUCACACCUGUACCCUUUGUAAUAUUUAUUAUUGUUGCAGUAUUUUGUUUUCAUAGUCAUGAACACAAAAGAGUGAGUAUAGAGUUGUUGAUAAAAAUGCAGCGUUUAAAGGAAAAAAAUAAGAAACCAAUGAAAUGGAAGAUAAUAAAGAAACGAAAGAAGAGAAGAAAGGAUGUCUAAAAAUAUACACAUUAAUUUUACGACUUACCUAUGGUUAUAUUUGAAUUAUAGGAGACCUUAAGUAAUGUAGACCACAUGAAAUACCAUUUUCUUAUCAAUGUAAUUUCAUUCUGUAAUGUUUCGACUGGUUUUAAUGAUUAACGUGUCUUUAUGUAAUAAUUUUAAGGAAUAUAAAAAUGAAUAUUAGUCUUUAAGAACAACUAUUUAA